This is a messenger RNA of Chanos chanos (milkfish), 768 nucleotides long. Its product is annotated as putative N-acetyltransferase 8B. The transcript is spliced from 2 exons. Gene Ontology annotation, molecular function: N-acetyltransferase activity. Lineage: Eukaryota; Metazoa; Chordata; Actinopteri; Gonorynchiformes; Chanidae. The record is from RefSeq and is a predicted model, not a curated record. The coding region runs from base 1 to 768 and encodes 255 amino acids.
AUGGCACCCAAAAAUAACUUGCAGUUUGCCAUUAGACAGUACAAGCCCUCGGACAAAGCCGCCGUCAUCUCUCUUUUCCGUUUCGGCAUUCUGGAGCAUGUCUACCCGGCGUUCUUUAAGGCCAUGAGUCAUCCAGACCACAUCGGCAUCGCCCUCAGUGUUUCCAUAGCCGGUUACGUCUUGGGCGGAAGCUCGUAUUUCCAGGCGUUGCUGUUCGGCGGGGCGUGGGCUGCCGUGGUGUACUACUGUUGUCACGAGAUUCACGAUGGCUACCUCAAAAGACGGCUGGACACAGAGAUGGCCGACAUUCAAACUUACUUCCUGGACAACCCCAACAACAACUUCUGGGUGGCGGAAAUGGAGGUCAACGGGAGGUCCAGGGUGGCAGGGCUGGUGGCUGUGGUUGCAAGAAAGGGCGAAACUGACGAUGGGAAGGGGAAUGGUUGGAAUGAUGGGGUAAUUGACGCAGCCUCUCUGAUUGGUGCAGGGGGGGACGGUAGUGCCGGUGAGGUCUUUAAACUCGUCGUUUCGCCACAGCGCCGUGGCAAUGGCCUGGGUAUGCAUCUGGCUGAGACAGCUAUUGAGUUCUGCAAAGAGCAGGGGCUCUCCACCAUCGUCAUAGAGACCAGUUCAACCCAGACAGCCGCCCUGGCGUUGUUUCAAAAACUGGGCUUCAAGCAGACAGCCAGUCACAACAACACACACGCCAACCCCUGGGUCUCCAAACUGGCCCGGAUCAGUGUGUUCCGUAUGGAGAAGCUGCUCUGA